GCACCCUCCCCCACCGGCUACCGUUGCAAGCUUCCGCCCUUCCCCAUUGAUUCGCAAACACCGCAGAACCGAAGACACUCAUGGCGGAGCAUUUGGCUUCGAUAUUCGGGACGGAGAAGGACCGAGUGAACUGCCCUUUCUACUUCAAAAUUGGGGCGUGUAGGCACGGCGACCGCUGCUCCAGACUCCACACCAAGCCCAGCGUCAGCCCCACGAUCUUGCUCUCCAACAUGUACCAGCGACCCGAUAUGAUCACCCCGGGCGUCGACGCCGAGGGCCAGCCCAUCGACCCCCGCCAGAUGCAGAGGCACUUUGAGGAGUUUUAUGAGGAUUUAUUUCUCGAGUUGAGCAAGUAUGGCGACAUUGAAAGUCUGAAUGUCUGCGACAACCUAGCCGACCACAUGGUGGGCAAUGUGUGUGUUCAGUUUAGGGAGGAAGAACAUGCUGCAAAUGCGCUUCGGAACCUGAGUGGAAGAUUUUAUGCUGGUCGUCCUAUCAUUGUUGACUAUUCACCGGUGACAGACUUCCGUGAAGCCACCUGCAGGCAAUAUGAGGAGAACACAUGCAACCGUGGUGGAUACUGCAAUUUUAUGCACCUGAAAAGGAUUGGCAGGGAAUUGAGGCGUGAAUUAUUUGGGAGCUAUAAGAGAAGGCAUAGCCGCAGUCGAAGCAGGAGUCGCAGCCCUUACGGGCAUCGUAGCUAUGAAGAGCGCUCUCACCGUAGCCGGGGUCAUAGCAGAAGGUAUGAUGAUGAGGAUCGCUAUCCUGAAAGCUGGAGCCGGAGGAACAAGACUGUAAGCCCUGGUCGAAGGAAAGGACGCAGUAGAAGUAGAAGCCCUGGAAGAAGAAGAAGAAACCAGAGUCCUGUUAGAGAAGGAAGUGAGGAGAGACGGGCAAAAAUUGAGCAGUGGAACAGGGAAAGAGAACAGGAUGAAAAUGCUAGUAAGGUCAAUAUUGACCGAAGCAACAUUAAUGGGCAUGCACAAAUGGAACAACAGAACAAUGGCCGUGAGGAACAGCAACAAUAGCAACUUCCAGAGAAAUGAGGGUGGUGUGCAGGUUCAUUCUGUGGUUUGAUGGUGCAGUGUUUCAGGAUUCAGGAGAAUGUAGUGGUUAUUCGACGUUUCAGGUUUCAUUUCGAACGACUGUUGUAGGUUGUUUACUGUUGGUAGUUGUAGUAGUAGUCUAAUUAUGGUGCAGGUUGAGUCUGACAACCAAAAUCUCUCAUCUUAUGUUGUUGAACGAGUUGGUUGACAUAUUUGAGAUUUCAAGGAUUAUUAUUUGAUGUUUUUAGUUGGAAUGAUCUAGGGACGGAGCCAGAAAUCUUUUUUAGUGGGGACAACCGAAAACAACUAAGAAAAUCUUAUUAUAAUAUGGUUAUACACAAUAUGAUAUUAAGGAUGAUUUCAAAUGAUGAUGUAUCACAAUUCCAAUGUUACAAAACUUUGAAUAUAGUAGUGGAAAGUGGCAAAGUGAUGAGAAAAAUAUAAAUACAUGAUAGGCGGAAGAGGGUUUUUUAGGUUUGAAUGACAGAAUAAGAGCACUAUUGCUCAUAUAAUAUUUGAUAUGGAGUAUAAGUAGAAUGAAUGUACGUUGGAUAUUAGAUACAUAUAUUUUCUUCAAAGAUAAUCCGUGUAUAUUAUAUAAUUGUAGUUUGCAGGGCAUCUGCCCCCAGUGAGCCUUUGUUGGCUCUGUCCAUGGAAUGAUCAUAUUAAGUUGUUCGGUUUCUGUUUUUA
Messenger RNA from Malus domestica (apple), 1736 nucleotides. Its product is annotated as splicing factor U2af small subunit B-like. Gene Ontology annotation, molecular function: metal ion binding; pre-mRNA 3'-splice site binding. The record is from RefSeq and is a predicted model, not a curated record. Gene Ontology annotation, cellular component: spliceosomal complex; U2AF complex. Lineage: Eukaryota; Viridiplantae; Streptophyta; Magnoliopsida; Rosales; Rosaceae. Gene Ontology annotation, biological process: mRNA splicing, via spliceosome.